Molecule: messenger RNA, 1680 nt
Organism: Drosophila ficusphila
Lineage: Eukaryota; Metazoa; Arthropoda; Insecta; Diptera; Drosophilidae
Gene: Ilp6
Product: probable insulin-like peptide 6
Exons: 3
Coding region: 1038-1490 (150 amino acids)
Source: RefSeq, a predicted model, not a curated record
GAGCGUUCUUUCGAGCGAGCGGGAAGAAUUUGCUAAAAGUGCAAUUCGAAGCGUGGAAAGCGGAAGAAAGUGCGGAGCGAGACAGAGAUAAGAAGCCUUCUAAUUAUAGACCCCACUGGUGGUCUAAAAAUAAACAUCCACAAACACCAGCAAACAAUUAGAGAGAGGGAGGGAGAGAGUUGAACAGCUGUUGAUCUCCCACUCUCCCAUAGAAAGAGAUAGAGAUAAGGACGAACAGAGAGCAAGCGCAGCAAUACUACGAGAGCAGAGUGAGAGAGACAGAGAGAGAGGGGGAUCGCGGGAGAUAGGAAUACGAGGUACUCGACUCCCAAGAAACGGCAAUCGGCAGCUUUACGUUCCAGCAUCCAAACGUCCAGCUUCCAAAAGCGUUUCAAAUUCCAAGCCAGUCGCAACGUCAGCGGAAUACCGCUACAAUUCGCUAAAAUUCUCAGUCUCAGUCUGCACGUCUCACUCAAGUCUGCGGUUCGACAUAGAUACAUCCGCACUCUUCUGCUCCUGCCACAAUACGUCACGCGAUGCAACAACAACUAGUGGGCGCAGCAGCAGCAGAAAACGCAGCAGCAGCAGCCGCAACAGCAGUAGAAAACGCAUCAGAAGUUAGCCACUUGUUCGAUUGCCCGCACUUCAAUUGUCUAUCGAUAGAAAAAGGACUCUAAUCGUUCUUUAAUCGCUGAGCUUACGGAUAUCGAUCGUUUUGCUGUUAUAUUUUUUUUUUGCACGUACCUAAACCCCGCAAACCUCUAAACCUUAACCAAACCCACCAAUUACCGAAAAAAAAAAAAAAAGGAAAGGAUGUUAUCCCCGUUAUUUUUAGUCGUUUUGUUUUUCGUAAAUUGAUUGUGAUUUUGAAACUGUGUGAUCGCAAAAAAAAAUCUGCAAAUUAUCAAAAAAGAAAGUUCCUUAAGAAAGUGAUAAUCCGGUAGAAACUCUAAAGGAGAAAAGGAAGCGCCCGAAAACAUACAUAUACCAUAUGUGAAUCGAACCGUACAAUAUAAUAAAAGAAUAUCUACAAACCAAUGUAUAUUGCACAACAAACCUAUAUAUCAAAAACAUCAAGCAUCAUAUAUCGAGGACCAAGAAGGAAACCAGUACACACUAUUCAAGCCCAGAAAGAGGAGCAUGCCAAUAUGAUUCCCGAAGUACCGACGUCCAGAAUCCUGUUAGUCCUGACCACCCUCGUCGCCGUGGUGACGCUGAUCAGCAGUUGGGUGCCCCAGGUGGCGGGUAGUCCACUUCCCCCCGUGGAGUUCGAACACAGACGGACGGUGUGCUCGACUGAACUCACCGACUUGAUACAGCGUAUAUGUGCAUCUGGAACGCUGUCCCACGGCGAUAUCUAUCUUCGAUCUUAUUUUAUAGAGAACAGUUUUGGGAAGCGCAGGAAGCGAGAUAGCCUGAAUGUCGCGGAUCGGUGCUGUAGAUCGGGAGGAUGCACCUUCUCAGAGCUCUUGAAGUACUGCAGAGAUUAAUAUCAUCCUACUCCGGUGCACUAAACUACACUCCACACUCCACAUUACACUUUUGCACUCCAUCACUCGUAACCCCUAAGAUAAACCCAGCAGAAAGCAGACUCCCGUAGAGUACACUAAGUAUAUUUUACUAAUUUAAUCUAUACACUAACUAAAUUCUGUACAAUAAAAUAAUCGAAUGAGCGAGAAA